Messenger RNA from Notodromas monacha, 1109 nucleotides. The record is from the annotation of a GenBank genome assembly. NCBI's taxonomy places the organism in Eukaryota, Metazoa, Arthropoda, Ostracoda, Podocopida, Cyprididae.
AACAGGACACUAUGUCGACGUGGAAGAAAUGGUCUCUCAUGGAUGCCGGACCUGGAGGACGAGUUUCUGGCUCUGUUUGCGGACAGGAUCCGAACUUCUGUCGAGAGCCGGCAUCCGUGGCGCCGUACGAGUGGCCGGACGACAUCACCAAGUGGCCGAUUUGCCGGAAGCGGAUCGGGAUCGUGGACAGGCCCGGACACGCCAUGGGCGGCACAGUGGACAUCAAACCGGACAUGCUGUACUCGGAAACGCUGGCAGUGAUUGCGCGAGAAUUGCAGGCUUCCGAGCACAUGGUGUGCGAAGUUAUUGGCAAGCCGUGCUGCAUCGGGAUCCACGGCGACUGUCGCAUCACGACCCGCGAGUACUGCGCCUUUGUCAACGGAUACUUCCAUGAAGAAGCUGCUCUUUGCUCUCAGGUGUCCUGCUUGGACGACGUCUGUGGAAUGGUGCCGUUCUACGACCGCGAGACGCCGGACCAAUUCUAUCGGCUGUGGACUUCCCUGUUCCUGCACGCCGGGCUAAUGCACCUUGGCAUCACCGUCGUGAUCCAGUGGUACGUCAUGCGCGACCUGGAGAAAAUGGCCGGCCCCUUGCGCAUCGGCACCAUCUACGUCAUGUCCGGCGUGGCGGGGAACCUGGCUUCCGCUAUUUUCGUUCCAUACCGGGCCGAGGUUGGGCCGGCCGGAUCUCAGUUUGGGCUGUUGGCGUGCUUGUUCGUCGAAGUGAUAAACGUGUGGCCGAUGCUGCGACACCCGCAGACGGCGCUGUACAAGCUCUGCGCCGUGACCAUAGGGAUGUUCCUGCUCGGGCUCCUGCCCUGGGUCGACAACUACGCCCACGUGUUCGGGUUCGUUUUCGGGUUCCUCUUAUCCUAUGCCCUGUUGCCGUUCGUGUCCUUUGGGCCGUACGACCAGCGCCGAAAGAUCCUGCUCGUCUGGGUGUUCCUCGUUGCCGUCUGUCUCCUUUUCGCCAUCCUCAUCAUCCUCUUCUACAUCACGCCGUUCUACGAAUGCGAAAUCUGCAAAUAUCUCACGUGCAUUCCCCUCGUCGACGACUUCUGCGCCGACCAGAACAUCAACUUUGACAAGAAGCCGUUUUGGUCCAUAUAA